Messenger RNA from Protomyces lactucae-debilis, 906 nucleotides. RefSeq names its product P-loop containing nucleoside triphosphate hydrolase protein. The annotation marks the transcript as partial. Gene Ontology annotation, cellular component: mitochondrion. The record is from RefSeq and is a predicted model, not a curated record. The transcript has a single exon. NCBI's taxonomy places the organism in Eukaryota, Fungi, Ascomycota, Taphrinomycetes, Taphrinales, Protomycetaceae. Gene Ontology annotation, molecular function: GTPase activity; GTP binding.
CAGACCUCAUGGUACCCGGGACACAUGCAUGCUGCGCUGCGCGAGAUCCAGCAGCUGCUCAAUACCACCGACGUCCUUGUCGAGGUGCGCGACGCUCGUAUACCCUUGUCGUCGCGCAACCCGCUCUUUGCGCCGCUAUUGGCGCAGAAGCCGCGGGUCGUCGUCUACAACAAGCUGGAUCUGUCUUCUAUCGAUGGCAAGGUGGUGCGUGGCUGGGAUAGCCCACAUCCUGUACUGCUGCAAGACUCGAAGCGACCAGCAAGCGUAUCACGGCUAUUACGGGCGCUCAAAACGCUGACAGACAAAGAUGCGCUCUCUGUGCAAGGGACACGCGUGCUUGUCAUUGGUAUGCCCAAUGUCGGCAAGUCGACGCUGCUCAAUGCGCUGCGACAUCUAACGCUGAAGCGUGGCAAAGCAGCCAAGACUGGGGGACAGCCUGGUAUAACACGCUCAACGAACAGCAUCUUUACCCUCUUUCCUGCACAUGAUCAGACGGCUCCGACAUACCUGAUUGAUACGCCAGGCAUCAUGAUCCCAUUUGUGCCAGACUCAGAGACGAUGCUCAAGCUGUGCUUGGUCAAUAGUGUCAAGGACAGCAUUGUCGACCCGACGGUCGUGGUCGAUUAUCUCUUGUACAAGCUCAAUCUGCUGCCCGUGGAGAGCUAUACGACGCUUUACAAAACACAGCAGACGAACGAUGUCGAGACAUUGUUGCAUGCCGUCGCUGUUGCCCGUGGUAAGCUCAAGAAGCACGGAGAGGCAGACUACGAUGCCUGUGCGCAGAUACUCAUCCAAGACUACCGAAGCGGCAAACUUGGCUCUUUCUCACUCGAUGAUAUCUACCCAGCAGCGCUGCAAGAUCGCAUUGACCAAGAGGGCACCAUUCUCAGCAAAAGUCAAGCACGA